GUCGGAACUGUGGAUGCUCGGGGAGCAGCCCAUGCUGGCGGCGGCGGCGGCGGCGGCGGCGGGGACACGCUGGCGGGCAGCAGCGAUCCGGUCAGCAAACGGCCCGCCCGGCGCCUCGGGGCCGCCGCGGGCGCCGUGUCAUCGCGGCCUGAACUGGCGGGCGGGCGAGCGGGCGGGCGGGCGGCGGCGAGCGCGGGUCUCGCGUCAGGAAGCGCGGCCACCUCUUUUAUCGCGCUGCGGGCGCGGCGGCGGCGGCGGCGGCGGCGGCCGAGGGGAGGGGGCGCUGGGGCGGGAGGCGCGCGGCGGACGCCCCUCCGAACAUGCCCUUCCUGAGGCGGGAGCCGCCGCCGUCUCCCUCACAUCGCCGCGCGCGCCGCGGCCACCGCGCUUCCGGGGAAUGUCGGGGGAGGAGAUUGGCGCUCUCGCCACCGGGAGCCGCGAGCCCGCGCCGCCUUCGCACCGCCGCCCUCGCCCCGUCCGACUCUCGAGGAACCGGCGCUCGCGCGGCGCCGGCGCCCGCUGCUCCUCGGCUCCCCGGGUGGGCGGGCGGGCGGCCGGGAAGCGCCCCCUAGUCGGGCGACCGUUGGGAAGCCUAGCCCUCCGGCCCUGCACCCCGAGCUACGGGACGGGAGGCACGCGGAACCGGCGCGCCGGCGGGGAGCGAGCGCCUCUCGGCUCCACUCGGGCCGCGCCGUCGAGAAGCGCCCGGGCGGCUGCGCGAGCCAGCGGGGAGGUGUUGCGCGGCCGAGCCCUCCCGCUCCGGGCUCCGGACCGCGUCUUGCGGCCGACGCGCCGCGCCCAGCCCCCAGCGGUGACCUCCAGCGGCUGCUGGCGUCAAUGCAAAGCAGCUGGGGCGCCCGCCGCCCGCUCCCGGUACCGCCCGGCCCAGAGCAUGCGCGGGCCGCGACCGCAGGGGCGCCCAGCCAGCGUGCCCCGAGAGAGGAAGGGACUGGCUCAAUGAUACCCAGCGAGACUGCUUCGGGGGGCCACCAUCUGAUCACUGUCACAUCACUGUGUUUGAGACCGGGAGCUAUGUCAUCCGGGAAGAGGCCGGUUGGAAGGACUUCAUGCCGAAGUGGUCACAAGUCCACGGGGGCACCACACUCCAGGUCCCAGACGUUAUUAACCGGGACAGCGGGUUGCUCCAAGACCUGGCACGUCACGCCUCUGGGUGCACCCGGAUCGGUGCGACUUGCGAGGCUUCUGAAGCUACAGUUGCUGGAAGGCCGGUCCUCUUAACCCAAGGACAGUUCCAGGUUCAACAGUCCCAAGAAUCAGAAGCCAGGGAAGGAAGGGGUGUGCGCCCUUCCAGCAGGGAUCAGGCCUGUGAGGACCCCGGUUGUCAGCACUGUCGCCCUCACGUGCCGACAGCCUAACUGGGUGACUCCGGAUGAGUCUCUUAGCCUCUAUGUGGCUGAAGCUGAAGGGCGACGCCCCUGGGUGUGCAUCUGGGACCCGGAGCCAGCCACUUCGGGGACCCUCCCGUCCUUCCUUGCUCUCCAGGUCCACCGGGACCCCGGCGGGGAUGGAGUUUCCUUUCCUCAGUCCACACCUUUCCUACCCGCACCCGGGAGCGACCCUGAAAAGUCCAGGCUCCCGCCCGCCCGCGGGCUGGCUACUGUUAAGACCCGGAGAUAUGCUCCGGGCUGAAGUCCCUACUGUCACGCCGAGAAGGACACAGGUGCUUGAUUUCUGUAGCAGCUCCGACGUCCUUGAGCAUCGAUCUUCCGGAGCAAAGGAGGGUACAGGGAGGCUUUGGGAACGGAUAAGGCUGGAGCCGCUCUGGCCACGGGCACGUGGCUCCUUGGUCAAGUUAAAGCGCGCUGUCCUGUAAAAGUAUCACUGGCUCGGUGGAGGUGUCUUGAAAAACAGGAAAGAAUAAUAUCACCCGUUAUUCCACCCAAAUUGUAGUGUUUUCGACUAGCAAUCUUAGAGGGUAGUUUUUACAGCUGGCAUCUGGAUCCCUGGAGAAAAUGCCUUUAGCCGCAGAUGUGCACACAAGUCUGAGGCUCUUCUCCCCGCCCACCCGAAGUCUGGCCUUGAGGACUUCAUACUGACCUUGCUUGUGAAGCUCCAGGAAACCCCAGCCCGCCUAGCCCUCCCCGCACAGGCUGGCUCUCGGCGUCCCUGCUUUGUCUUGGGGAUCCUUGAGCUUUAUGUCAAUAACAGGGUGGGGCUGAGGAAAGGGGGCUCCUCUGGAGACCAAAGGCUUCUGGUACCUUCCCCUUCCCCCUCCGCCAUCCUGAGUUGGUUAUUUACUGUCUGUGAUCUCAAAACUGACCUCCCGCCCUGCAAUUUAGGGACCCGCAGAUUUGGAAACCUGAGGCUAAGAAAGACACUCAGGCAGAUUGGAGCCAUCUGUUUACUUGUGGAGCAGAAGGAUCCCACUUUUCCUGGUCUUAAGACCUUAGCCUGGGUCACAGUGUUGGAGCUGUGAGGACGUGGAUUUGGUUCCUGACGACCCCAUGGUGGCUCAUAACCGUCUGGAGCUCUGUGUACAGGUGACUGGAUACCCCCUUCUGACCUCCAGAGGCACCUGGCAUGCUUGUACACAUACGUACAUAUAUGCAGGCAGGACACGCACAUUUUUUUUUAAAAAAAAAUCUGAAAAAUAAAAAAUUUAAAAAGAA
Peromyscus leucopus (white-footed mouse) is the source of this 2630-nucleotide messenger RNA. RefSeq names its product translation initiation factor IF-2-like. NCBI's taxonomy places the organism in Eukaryota, Metazoa, Chordata, Mammalia, Rodentia, Cricetidae. The record is from RefSeq and is a predicted model, not a curated record. The transcript is spliced from 2 exons. The coding region runs from base 14 to 961 and encodes 315 amino acids.